Messenger RNA from Cinara cedri, 751 nucleotides. The record is from the annotation of a GenBank genome assembly. NCBI's taxonomy places the organism in Eukaryota, Metazoa, Arthropoda, Insecta, Hemiptera, Aphididae.
AUGGCUACUAUGGAUUAUUUCAAAAACUAUUUUACUGUUCUUCAAAAGUUUAUGGUUAUUCUUGUGACAAGUUGUACGCGUGAAAGGUCAUUUUCAAAACUAUCACUUGUUAAAUUAAAUUUACGAACAACAACGGUCCAACAAAGAUUGAACGCUCUAAUGGUUUUAACCGUAGAACAAGAGUUAACGGUUGAUAUAGAUACUGUAGCUGUUAUUGAAGAUUUUAAAUCUAAUGUAGAAAGUAAUGGACGGUUGUUAUUGUAAUGUUCAAACUAAUAAAUUAUUAUUAAAAGGACGCUAUACUCGUAUAUGUUGUCUCAGUCCAACUAACGGGCAAUAUAGCAAAUUCUACAUUACGCAGUCUACGUAGAAUUCUGUUAAUUUUGGUUUUAAAGUAAAAGCGCCUUUUACAAAAUAAAAAGAGGAAAAUAUUCCGGUGGGAAUUGCGUUUUCCCUGUUGUUCUAAUUAUUAUUCCGGAUUUAACGUUCAAUAUAUUGUUUAAUAAUAAAAACUGAUUUAUUCGUUUUUAAAUUGUUGGAACGUGUUAUGAACCCCUGGUAUAUUAGUUAGGUUCAAGGACCAAUGGUUAGUAAUAAGAAUAUUGUGUAAACGAUAGUUUAUAUAUAUUGUACAGGCAAAAAAGAAUGCGCUGAGUUAACCCUUUUUGCCUAUCCGGCGGUUCGUACGACGUCAAGAACGACGUACGACGGCAGUCGGGAUACAGCAGAGCAUUCGGCAGAACCUCCGUAA